Dichomitus squalens LYAD-421 SS1 is the source of this 6261-nucleotide messenger RNA. RefSeq lists its product as uncharacterized. Gene Ontology annotation, molecular function: mRNA binding. The transcript is spliced from 22 exons. Gene Ontology annotation, biological process: mRNA export from nucleus; mRNA processing. Gene Ontology annotation, cellular component: THO complex part of transcription export complex. Bases 1 to 6261 code for a protein of 2086 amino acids. The record is from RefSeq and is a predicted model, not a curated record. Lineage: Eukaryota; Fungi; Basidiomycota; Agaricomycetes; Polyporales; Polyporaceae.
AUGGAUAUCCUUGAGUCGACGCAGGAAUGCUUGGACAACUGGGAGAGCGGAGGCAGCACGGAAUGUCGCAACCUCCUUGCUCGUCCUCAUUCUAACCCACACGAUCCCGACUGUAAUGCUGCGCUAACGACGGCGUACCACGCGUUACUGUCCGCUACUCUUCUCUCCUGGUCUCCCAAAAAGUCGCUGUCGGUGAACGACGUCAUUGCCUUCGUCCGUUCCGUGAUCGACCACCUGCCCUCUACGUCCGCCGGUUCGGAGAACAACCCUAAUGUCGUCGCCUUCGGAGAGAUACUGGUGGACAUCAUAUGGGCCAUCGACUCGGAGCUCGAGGAGAUCCUUGGAGACGCGAAGGGCACGGCGACCACCGCUGAACAGGGCUCGCUAUCUGCGGCUACCGUGGCACAGGCGGUGAAGGCCAGGAGUAAUGCAGAGUCAGACAAGGAAACCCUGGUGGCAGUCGUGAGAAGGCUCCUGGUUAUCGGCGUACUUGACCCCACCAUUUGCCGGGAGAGGCUCGACCUGGGGCUAGUCGCAAGCGUCGGUCUGGUUGGAGACAAGCUGGCAUUCGAACGGAAGGAAAUCCGGACGCGGACCGGCCUAUUCUACAAGCAGAACAAGUUCAACUUACUCCGAGAGCAGUCGGAAGGUUACAGCAAGUUGACCACAGAACUGACGAGUAGCCUUGGUCCCUCCCAUUCGCCGUCAACCGGGUACCCUUCCGAGCCCAUUGAGGCAAUCGAGGCUCGCGCUCGGCCCACAUGGGAGCGUGCCCUGGGCCUCAUUGGCUAUUUCGAUCUGGACCCCAACCGCGCCCUAGAUAUCAUACUUGAUGUCUUUUCUGUUCAUCUCGCCACGCAUCACAGCUUCUUCCUGUCGCUGCUAUCAUUCUCUCCAUGGGGCUCUAAGACGCGCCGUGCCAUCAAACAAGAAGAUAUGGCCGUCGAACCCGAUCUCAGUCAGUACAAAGACAAGAGCCUUACGGAAGUCCUCAAGAUCGCGGAGGAACGAUCAGGCGUUCAGUUGAACGACAGUGGUGACAACACCAGUCGGGUUUUGGCCCAGGUCCUGGGGUUCAAGUUCACAUACUAUCAGUCACCGGAUGUCAUGGAGAAACCCCCUCAGAAUUUGUACCUGAUGGCAGCGAUACUCAUCCGUGAAGGCUUCUUGGCGUUGGAGGAUCUGUACCCACAUAUAGGUCCUGCAGAUGAGAGCAUGGGCGACCUCCACAAGGCAUACUUGACCAAUGUCGAGAACCGCAUUGCUGGAGCCAAGGUCAGUCAGCUCGCGAUGGCAGCUCCUCUCGAGUCGAGCGGGCCCUCGAGCACAAAGGCACGUCCCACAGCUCCAGAACCGAAGGAAGAGGUAGUAGAGAAGGUAGCGCCAAAUCAGAAGCUAGGACUUUUGAAUGCGUUGCUUUCUGUGGGUGCUCUGCGUCCCGCAAUCUCCAUUCUGUCCAAAUUCCCUUGGAUGGUCGAUGCGUACCCCGAGCUCGCAGAUCUGAUGCUUCGUGUGCUGAAGCAUUCGAUUGCUCCGUUGUUUGACUCGAAUUUACCGCCGAGAAACAAGUCUGCGAGUUUCAUGAAGCCUCGCGCUCGGUACGGCGCCACGGGUGUAGUCCCAGCGCCGGAACGCAGACCGCAAUUGACACUGGUUGCGCCCACCCCGCCGAGUACCAGCACGGUAGAAUUCGUGUUCUUCUUCCCAGAUUGGGUCGAGCGUGUGCCUACAUGUUCUUCUUUCGAUGAUCUCGUGGACGUGUUGGAACCGUUGAUGUGCUUCAUUGGGCUGCACAUAUCCCGUGACACAUCUUUCCUUACGAAGCUCCUCCGAGUUGGGCGGCAGCACAUCACGACUACCGUCGAGGUGGAACCAGAGACCAAGAGACCCGUAGGAACCCCGGAUCCAUCGCACCCCGUUAUGGUCUUUUGGUUCAAGCUCCUGCGUCGAUAUAUCCUUCCUGCGCUACCACUGAUCCGCGGGAAUGCUGUCUGCACGGUGGACGUGUGGAACGUCUUGCGACAGUUCGAGAUCACCCUUCGUUGGCAACUAUACGGGGAGUGGAAAACGAGCACUUACAAGUCGCACCCGGAGCUCCGUGUACGACAAGUGCAAACGGACAGGGAAGCCAAGGGUAUCCUUCGCCGUCUCUCACACAACACCAUCGAUACCCUAUCCGGCGCUGUCGCGAAGCUCGCGUAUUCCAAUCCGUGCAUCUUCUUCACCAAUGCUGUCAAUCAGGUCAUGGCCUACGACAACUUAGCUGGGGUCGUGAUUCAGUCACUGAAUUAUGUGACGCUCAUGGGUUUCGACGUGCUCGUGUACAUCAUUCUGGACGCCUUCGCCAAUCCCAACAAAGAGAGGGUGAAGGAUGACGGUGUCAACAUAUCCGAUUGGCUACAGAGUCUUGCCUCGUUUACCGGCAUGCUGUUCCGCCGAUACAGCGCUGAUCUAACGCCGCUCCUCACUUACGUCGUGCACCAGUUGCAGAACGGGCAGACAACGGAGAUUGUGGUGUUCCGCGAACUCAUUUGGAAAAUGGCGGGCAUCGAGCCACUCCCCAGUCUAUCGGAUUCUCAGAUCGCUGCUAUGGCCGGAGGACCAACCUUGCGGAUAGAGGCCGUCGCUUCAAGUACGCGCGGUGCACGGCUCGACCCCGGAGAUGCGACGUACAAGGGACCGCACCGUCUGGGCAAGGCACUCCUCGACUCCUCGCUCGCGCUUCCUCUACUCGUCCAAGUUGCUCAGCAACGGCAAUCAUGCGUUUACCGAGCGCCUGACGCUCAUCUCAAGUCUCUCGCUAGUCUGUUCGACACAACGCACGGCGUCCUGCUGCAAUACUUGGAGCUGCUUACAACGCCGACCGUCAUUAGCCCUGAAGACUAUGCCACGAAGGUCGUACCUCCUCUUGCCGAGCUGAACGAGAAGUAUGGCAUCUGCCCGCCUAUCUGCAUGCAGAUCUACAGGCCGAUCCUCCACGGAAAGUUGCUUGCUGCCGCCCUUGCUUUGCAGGAGAAAGAGCGCGUGGCGAGCGAGGAAGCGGAGAAGCGACUGAAAGCUGCUCUCCUGACAGCGAAGCGUGAGCCAAAUGCCACCGCGUCGCGCGUGGCCUCUCCUCAUCCCGGCGCGGAUGGCACCACAAAUGGCGACGUGCCUGCGGAGGCCAAACCACCAAUUUCAGAUUCUCCCUCUGGUGAUGUCAUGAUGGAGUCGAUGGAGAAGAUUGCUACGCCUCCUGAGACACCAUGGCUUCCUGAGCUCCAGCCCCUGUUCGAGGAUGUGAAGAAGAUGGCCCCCGCUCCUGCAUCAGAGAUCAUUGGGCCCGCCUUCUACCUGACGUUCUGGCAGCUAUCUACUUAUGACCUCUCUCCCCCGGCUGCAAGGUAUGACGAAGAAUGCACGGCGUUGCGCACUUUGAGUCGUGCCGAGGACUCCAAUUACAAUCAGGCGGACCGCUCCGCAGAUCGUGCUAAGCGCAUGACCGCCAACACCUACCGAGAUCGGCGGAAUAGGAUCAAUGCUGUCGUGUCUGCGCUAAGUCAGGAGUUCAAGGAGCAGACUGCGAAUCGUGCAUUUACCAUCAAGCGCCUUGCCCGUGAGAAGCACCAUUGGUUCGCACACAAUCCCAAAGCUAUUACCCUCGCCGCCUGCAUCAUUGAAUACUGUAUUCAACCACGAUGCUUAAUCUCGCCUAUGGAUGCCGACUUUUGUGCCCAGUUUAUCAAGGUCAUGCACUUGCAGGGUACUCCUGGCUUUUCGACACUCCAGACCUACGACAAGAUUCUUGGAGAGCACAUCAAGGUCGUUAUCUUCUCUUGCAGCGAAUAUGAAGCUCGUAACUAUGGUCGGUUCUUGCUUGGGGUUUUGACGGACAUACAGAAGUGGUCCCAAGACGAGCAACUGUUCACGCAAGAGAACCGGACGAAGAGUGGUGGAGCAGUCGCCCUGUUGCCUGGUCUGCAACGCCGUUGGACGUCAAAGUCGGUCAUCGCGCAGGAGGAUUUGAUCAAGUGGAGCGAUUUCAAGACGGUCGUCAAGAAGUGGCACCGUAAGCUCUGCAAGUGUCUGACGGAGUCCAUCGAGUCGGGCGAGUUCAUGCACGUGUACAACACGAUCAUCCUUCUGAAGGAGAUUUUGCCGGUGUUCCCGAUCGCUUCCAUUUCCGAGUUCAGUGGCCUGAACAUAAGUAGAGCCAUUGAAAAGUUCCUGGAGAAGGAGGAACGAGGGGAUCUCAAAAUCCUUGGUCGAGCCUACUACGCAAGUCUGAAGAAGCGAGAGCCUAUUUGGGCAGCUCCCUCAAAGCCUGCUCCGCCGGCCUCAAGAACUCCAGUUCCACCCUCGCAGCCCGAGAAGCCUCGCAAUGGCACCCCAACUGCCCCUGCCAGCCAGGCAGCUGCGGAUCAACGCAGGCCAGCUCUCUCUUCCGCGCCAUCAGGUCCCAAGGCACAUGUCGCGCAGACUGCAAACACAGCUUCGUCUGCUGCCCCAGACCGAAGCGGGACUCCGACAUCCACAAAGCUGGCACUCGACAGUGUUCCGCGUCCAGAAGUUGUCAAGAGGGUCAGACCUGAACCGAAAAUUGCGGCCGAUGGCAAGCCGGCGGCAGAAGCGAAGACUACUCCCCAGGGAGAUGCCAUGGAUGUCGAUCAACCAAUACCGCAUUCAGCCUCGCACAAUGAUAUGACCGUCUCCAACGCAUCCAAAGGUGUUGCGCCUAUUGCGACUUCUUUCAGCGAACCCGUGCGCAUCUCUCGUCCCCCCACACCCAGUCAACCAGCGGCAGUCCGGGCCGCUGCUGGCAGGCCAAUCCCAAGUUCGCCUAGGGGCUCUCUCAGUAAUCUCGAUUUCCAGGGAGGGCGUCCAGAGCCACCACAGAUCAUGCCACCUCCCUCCAAACCUAGUCAAACGCUGUCUGCGCAAGAGCUCCGAGAGACUGCGAAGCAAUCACGAACUGAGAGAAGCGACACUCAGCCUCCCACGGAGCCGCGUUCGCAAGCCCCUGCUCCUUCGCCACGCCGCAGGUCGCCUUCACCUUCGAGCCGGCCUGGUACAAGAAACCCAAGCUCGGAGUCAAGAGCGAGCGGGGAUCGCCGAUCGGCUCGAGGAGACAAGGGUGAUGAUAAGCGUUCCGAGCGUGAGCCCCGUCCAGAGGGACGUGAAGUUUCGCGUCGGGAAAGCAUCCGUAGCGAGCGCAGAGCGGGUCGCGAAGACCGAGAUAAAGAUGGUGAGCGCGAUAGGGACAGGGGACGAGAUAGGCAUGGUGAGCGCGACAGGAGGGACCGCGAUCGUGAGCACCGCGACCGCGAGGAAAAGCGCGAACGUGAUAGGGAACGCGACCGAGAUGGUAGUCACAGGGAGCGUGAACGGGAUCGUGACCGAGACCGCGACCGCCAUCGCCGAGACGAGAAGGAUCGAGACCGCGAGAGUCGCAAGGAGCGCGAGACAGGGCGAGGGUCAGCAGCUGCGCUUCCGACCACUCCUGGUGCUGAUGAACGCGGACUGCCGAGUAGACCUGAGACUGGUGGCCGCCAUCGUGGUGAUGAGUCUCUUGGGAAGCGGCGCCGUGGCGGUGACGACGAGGCGGACCGCUCUUCUAAGCGUUCGUCUCGAAAAGAUAGCCAUCACGAAGACCGCAGCCGUCGCUCGUCCGAAAAGGAUGGUCACGAGCGAGGUGGGCGUGAUUCCGACCGUCGUCGAAAGGAUCGAGACGGGGGAGACGGAGAGGGCAAGAGCUUAUCAAUCGACACGAAGCUGGGCGACAAGCGGAUACUAGAAGGACCUGCUUCCGCUAAGGCGUUGCCCCCUUCGACUCCAUCUGCACCUCGUGCAAUGACGAGUGGAGAUGGAUCCCGCAAAGACGGUCGUGACCGGGAUUGGAAGCGCGACCAACCCCCACAUGCUCCUCCAACUGCCAACGGAGGCUUGCAGGAGCCAAGCCAGGGCGGUAGCCUACGUUCACGUAUCUCUGCUGCGCCGGUUGACAGGGACUCGUCUCGUGGGCUGCCACCAAACCCUUCAGUGUCCUCCGGUGACAGGAAGCAAGACGAUGAUCGCGAUGGUGGCAGAAAGCGCACGGUAUCUGACCGUGAGAGGGACGCGCCUGAGACGACGGGGAUCAUCGAACCUACUGCCCAAGCUCCAAAGCGCCCCCGUCUCAUUCGCGAUCGUUACAAUACUACUUCCAGUGGCGGUUUGGCAAAGCGGGUGCUUCCAAUCGAUCCCCAAGCCGCAGACAAGGCUCGGGCGGCCCGCAAGGACUAG